Amaranthus tricolor (Joseph's coat) is the source of this 2224-nucleotide messenger RNA. RefSeq names its product probable pectate lyase 20. The transcript has 7 exons. Gene Ontology annotation, molecular function: pectate lyase activity. The record is from RefSeq and is a predicted model, not a curated record. The coding region runs from base 106 to 1449 and encodes 447 amino acids. NCBI's taxonomy places the organism in Eukaryota, Viridiplantae, Streptophyta, Magnoliopsida, Caryophyllales, Amaranthaceae.
CUCCACUAUAAAUUCUAAAACCACACCUUUCUUCUACACCGCCUCUUUCUUCAUUCCCUCUGUUUUUCACUCCUCUUUUUCUUCAUUUUCUUCUGGUACUCAACAAUGGUGCUACUUCCUUCUUCUUCCGAGACUUCCUCCAUUGCUAAUCUCUUUCUACUUUUCCUUUUUUUCUUUCUUUUUGCCGCUGUUUCUUCUUCUCCCAGGUUGGAAAAAACAGAGGAGUUUCAGAGCUUGAAGAAUAGAACAAGCACAACAAUGGCGGAAAAGAUGGAAGAGGUUGAGAUAUUUAAUGAACAUGCAGUGGCAAACCCCGAAGAGGUUGUUGCUAUGGUACACAUGAGUAUUCACAACAGCACUCAAAGGAGGAAGUUGGGUUAUUUCUCAUGUGGAACAGGAAACCCAAUCGAUGACUGCUGGCGUUGUGACCCCCACUGGCACAAAAACCGUAAGCGCCUAGCUGACUGUGGUAUUGGCUUCGGAAGAAAUGCCAUUGGUGGGAAAAAUGGUCGCUACUACGUAGUCACAGACCCUCGUGAUGAUGACCCAGUCAACCCAAAGCCAGGGACUCUUCGUCAUGCAGUCAUCCAAGAAGAGCCUCUCUGGAUUGUUUUCCAGCGCGAUAUGGUGAUUGAAUUGAAAGAGGAGCUUAUAAUGAACAGCUUCAAGACAAUCGAUGGUCGUGGGGCCAAUAUCCACAUUGCUAACAGAGCUUGCAUUACAAUUCAGUUUGUGACCAACAUCAUCAUACAUGGUAUUCAUAUCCAUGAUUGCAAACCUACUGGUAAUGCUAUGGUCAGGAGUUCCACUACUCAUUAUGGAUGGAGAACUAUGGCUGAUGGUGAUGGAAUCUCGAUCUUUGGCGGCAGUCAUAUUUGGAUAGAUCACAACUCACUUUCACACUGUGCUGAUGGUCUUAUUGAUGCUGUGGUGGGUUCAACUGCCAUCACUAUUUCCAACAAUCACUUUGCUCAUCAUAAUGAGGUGAUGUUGUUGGGUCAUAGUGAUUCUUAUGUGAAAGACAAGGCAAUGCAAGUUACAAUUGCAUUCAAUCACUUUGGGACAGGCCUUAUGCAACGAAUGCCAAGGUGCCGUCAUGGUUACUUCCAUGUGGUGAACAAUGACUACACACAUUGGGAAAUGUAUGCCAUCGGAGGAAGUGCUGCCCCUACCAUCAACAGCCAGGGUAACAGAUAUGCUGCCCCAAGAAACCGUUUUGCAAAGGAGGUCACAAAAAGGGUAGAAACAGCUGAGAAUAAGUGGAAGGGUUGGAAUUGGAGGUCCGAGGGAGAUCUGAUGCUCAACGGUGCAUUCUUCACUCAGUCAGGAGUGGGGGCUUCAGGUAGCUAUGCAAAAGCCUCAAGCUUAGGAGCUAAGUCAUCUUCCAUGGUAGGAGCCAUCACUGCUAAUGCAGGUCCUCUGUCUUGUCGUAGGGGUCGCAAGUGCUAGUCAUAAUUCAUUCAAUGUUCAUACAAAAGAGUCCAUUCAUCAACACCCUUUUUUUUUACCAGUUUUGGUUUUCUUCCCAAAGUUUUUAUAACCACCCUAUAGCAUUUGUAUGAUUUGAACGACAAAUCAGCCUUUUAACUGUUAUUAAACCAGUUUUCUCAGUCGAUUCUUCAUAUCUUGGCAAGUGUACAUUUUUUACACAUUGUCCUGUUAUGAUUCAAUUGAAGCCUCAUUAUACCUAUCCGAAUUCGUACCAAUUAGUGUGAGUUUUCUUUUCUCAACCUGGGCCUGUUUCAUUUCCAGAAGGUCAGAAGUGUUGUUCUUUAUUUCCUUUUUUUUUAAAAAAAAAAAAAAAAAACAGAUCAACCCUCCUUAAUUUGUCUAGUUUUGAUUUUAUAGGAUUUUGAAUGGUUUUAUUGUUUUUCUUUACCUUUGUGAGUGCAAAUUACACAAGAAAUACUAGUAAGAAAUAGUUAAAAUGUGAGUUAUGUUUAAGGUUUCCAAAUGUGUGUUGCAGGGAUUCUAAUAGUUUGAAAUGACUGUAUUUUAUAUUUAUUUGUUUGUGCAAUUGUAUCAGCUACAAAGGCUUUUUAUGAUCUUCUUUAAUAUAGUUUCAUAUUUGGGAUUUCUUUUUAUAAUUCAUUUUCUCAAUAGUUUGUUUAAGGAAACUUGAAUAAAUAAAUAAAACUAAUACUCUUGUAAGAAACUGUCUUUUGGUACGGUGGAUAGCUUUAAAGCAUGGAGUCUAUAUACUUGUACUUUAUUUUAGUUGGAC